AUGGAAGCUGACGGCUCAACAGGGCUGGCGAGAUCAGCCGCCCUAAAGUUGUCCGAAAUGGGCGAAAGAACUAAACAGCUUGGCAGCGCGAUGCAAGACCCCAAACGCAAGAGAAGGCUCAUUCUGGUGAUCGUCUGCGUCGCGCUUCUGCUUGACAACAUGCUCUACAUGGUGAUAGUUCCGAUCAUUCCCGAUUAUCUCGCAGAUUUAGAGACCGAGCAGGCGGCGCGCGCCCAUGACAACUCUUCGCUGGGCAGAGCAAACAGGGACAACCUGGACAUACAGAUAGGGGUGUUAUUCGCAUCCAAGGCCAUUCUGCAACUCAUGGUCAGCCCCUUAUCGGGAACUUUCAUUGACCGCGUUGGAUACGACAUCCCGCUGCUGAUCGGACUUCUGGUCAUGUUUGUUUCGACCUGUAUAUUUGCUUUUGCUGACAACUACGGGACCCUGUUCGCGGCGCGCAGCCUGCAGGGUCUGGGCUCGGCGUUUGCCGACACGUCUGGGAUCGCGAUGAUCGCGGAUAAAUACACGGAAGAAGCGGAGAGGAGCCGCGCGCUUGGCAUCGCACUCGCGUUCAUCUCGUUCGGGAGCCUCGUGGCGCCUCCGUUCGGCGGUAUCCUGUAUGAAUUCGCAGGUAAACGGGUCCCGUUCAUAGUUCUGGCCUCUGUGUGCUUGGCAGACGGCAUUUUGCUCUUGACUGUGAUCAAACCUUUUUCUAACAGGACGCGCGAGAACAUGCCGGUCGGGACGCCCAUUUACCGGCUCAUGAUCGACCCGUACAUCGCCGUGGUGGCGGGCGCUCUGACCGUCUGUAACAUCCCGCUGGCGUUCCUCGAGCCCACCAUCGCCAACUGGAUGGAGAACACGAUGAACGCCACAAAGUGGGAGAUGGGUCUCAUCUGGCUGCCUGCCUUCUUCCCGCACGUGUUGGGGGUUUACGUCACUGUCCGCUUAGCCGCCAAGUACCCGGACCUGCAGUGGUUCUAUGGCGCGCUCGGUAUGGUCAUAAUAGGGGCCAGCUCCUGCACUGUGCCUGCUUGCAAAACCUUCGGCCAGCUGGUGUUUCCCCUGUGCGGAAUCUGCUUCGGCAUCGCUCUGGUGGACACGGCGCUCCUGCCCACUCUGGCCUUCCUGGUGGACGUGCGUCAUGUGUCCGUCUAUGGAAGCGUCUAUGCCAUCGCAGACAUCUCGUACUCGGUCGCCUACGCUAUGGGACCCGUAGUAGCAGGUCAGGUCGUACACAACCUGGGUUUCGUUCAGCUGAACCUUGGCAUGGGUCUGGUGAAUGUGCUUUACGCGCCGGCUUUGCUGCUGCUCCGGUACGUGUGCCAGAUGAAGCCGUCCCAGUCGGAGAGAAACGUGCUGCUGGAGGAAGGGCCGACGGGACUGUACGACACCAUCCGCAUGGAGGAGCGCAGACUCAAGCGCAAGGGCUUGUGCGCCACGACGACUAGCGCGUGUCCCGUGGACGAGGACGGGCUCUUCGAGCGGUCCAAAUCUUACUCGGAGGAGGAAUCGUCGGGACCCGAGUUCACUUAA
Messenger RNA from Sinocyclocheilus grahami, 1539 nucleotides. RefSeq names its product probable vesicular acetylcholine transporter-B. Gene Ontology annotation, molecular function: acetylcholine transmembrane transporter activity; xenobiotic transmembrane transporter activity. The transcript has a single exon. The record is from RefSeq and is a predicted model, not a curated record. Gene Ontology annotation, cellular component: AP-1 adaptor complex; terminal bouton; membrane. NCBI's taxonomy places the organism in Eukaryota, Metazoa, Chordata, Actinopteri, Cypriniformes, Cyprinidae. Gene Ontology annotation, biological process: chemical synaptic transmission; transmembrane transport; xenobiotic transport. Bases 1 to 1539 code for a protein of 512 amino acids.